CUAGAAACCGUGUUUUUUUUAUCAAAACUGAAUUUGCAUUGCUUGUUCCAUUGCUCCAAGGCACUUGAGACCUGGUCUCGGCUUGGCUUGUUGAAUGUGCUCCCUGUGGUUGACUCUUGUUUUGCGGGUUGGUUCUUUGGGCUCAAAGACAGGUUGUCAGCUGACCAUAUCACCAAGAUUGUGUGUUCCCUUUAGAAUAGCUGGAUUGCUCGAAAUAGUAUGGUCUUUGAUGGUAGGGCGUUCUCUCGACCCACUGUGGCAAUUUUAGCUGAACGAGAUGUUCAGAACGUUCAGGAAGCUAGGACUAUAUCCUCAUCUUUCCCCUCUUCUAGUUCAGCUGGUUUGCCUUCUCAGCCAGAGAGUUCUCGGUCGCCGACCUUAUCACCACCUGGCCCUUUCAUUAAGGUUUUGCAUUGCGAUGGGUCCUUUGUUUCUCAUGCACAGAUGGCGGCUUAUGGGAUUGCUAUUGCUAACUCUCAUAGUCAGGUUAUCGACGGGAAGGCUGAGAGAUUGAUUUGUUCUUCUCCGUUACAAGCGAAAGCUGUUGCGAUUCUUAAUGCAGUUAUCUUGGCGGCCCAGGAUCCAGUCCCAACAGGUAUCAGAUCUGACUAUUAGAGGUUGAUGAUUGCGUUGAGACAGGAUUUGAGCCUUUCGCUCGGGCAAUGGCGGGCAACCCUUGUCUGUGUGGUUUCCAUUCUCCGUGCUUCUCCCUGGAUCUCGGUUGAGUUUGUUCCCCGUUGAUUCAAUAGGCUGGCUGAUUAGAUCGCAAAGAACUCUCGUCAUGGUCUCCUUCCCCCUUAAUGGAUUGUUAUUGGCGACCUUAUCGCUCCAUUAUUGUAAUUGUAAUGCUUCCCAAUUGUUGGGGUCUGGAAUGAAAUGAAUGAAGUUUG
Molecule: messenger RNA, 890 nt
Organism: Linum trigynum
Lineage: Eukaryota; Viridiplantae; Streptophyta; Magnoliopsida; Malpighiales; Linaceae
Source: the annotation of a GenBank genome assembly